AUGGGCAGCGCCCGGUCUCGCCCCCGGCUCCGGCCCCGACCCCGGGCCCGGCCUCGGCCGGCGCUCUGCGCGCUCCUGCUGCUCCUGCUCCUGUUGGCCGCAGCCGUGCCCAGGUCAGAACCAAAUGACAUCCUGGGCCUUCGAUUGCCACCAGAGCCUGUGCUGAAUGCCAACACGGUAUGCCUGACAUUGCCAGGGCUGAGCCGACGCCAACUGGAAGUGUGUGUGCGCCACCCGGAUGUGGCAGCCUCUGCCAUCCAGGGCAUCCAGAUUGCCAUACAUGAGUGCCAACAUCAGUUUCGGGACCAGCGCUGGAAUUGCUCCAGCUUGGAGACCCGAAACAAGAUCCCUUAUGAAAGUCCCAUCUUCAGCAGAGGCUUCCGAGAGAGCGCCUUUGCCUAUGCCAUUGCAGCAGCUGGUGUGGUCCAUGCCGUGUCCAAUGCCUGUGCCCUGGGGAAGCUAAGGGCCUGCGGCUGUGAUGAGGCUCGUCGGGGGGAUGAGGAGGCUUUCAGGCAGAAGCUGCACCAACUACAGCUGGAUGCUUUACAGAGGGGCAAGGGCAUGAGCCACGGGGUCCCGGAGCAUCCGGCCUUGCCCCCUGCUGCCCCUGGACUCCAGGAUGCCUGGGAGUGGGGGGGCUGCAGCCCAGAUGUCAGCUUUGGAGAAAGGUUCUCCAGGGACUUCUUGGACUCCAGGGAGCCACACAGAGAUAUUCACGCCAGAAUGCGUCUCCAUAAUAACCGAGUUGGGAGGCAGGCAGUCAUGGAGAAUAUGCGCCGGAAGUGUAAAUGCCACGGCACAUCGGGCAGCUGUCAGCUGAAGACCUGCUGGCAGGUGACCCCCGAGUUCCGGGCGGUGGGCUCCCUCCUUCGAGCCCGCUUUCAGCGCGCCACACUGAUCCGGCCCCACAACCGCAAUGGUGGCCAACUGGAGUUGGGCGCGGCUGGGGGUCCCCUCCCCUCCCCAGGAUCGCCCCCAGCUCGCCGGCGAGCCAAUCCCACAGACCUGGUCUACUUCGAAAAGUCCCCGGAUUUCUGUGAGCGAGAGCCCCGGCUGGACUCGGCGGGCACGGCCGGCCGGCUGUGCAACAAGAGCAGCACGGGGCCGGACAGCUGCGGAAGCCUGUGCUGCGGAAGAGGCCACAACAUUCUGCGGCAGACGCGCAGCGAGCGCUGCCACUGUCGCUUUCACUGGUGCUGCUUUGUGGUCUGCGAAGAGUGCCGAAUCACCGAGUGGGUCAGUGUGUGCAAGUGA
Messenger RNA from Trichosurus vulpecula (common brushtail), 1254 nucleotides. RefSeq names its product Wnt family member 10A (gene WNT10A). The record is from RefSeq and is a predicted model, not a curated record. Gene Ontology annotation, biological process: cell fate commitment; neuron differentiation; canonical Wnt signaling pathway. Gene Ontology annotation, molecular function: frizzled binding; cytokine activity. Lineage: Eukaryota; Metazoa; Chordata; Mammalia; Diprotodontia; Phalangeridae. The transcript is spliced from 4 exons. Gene Ontology annotation, cellular component: extracellular region. Bases 1 to 1254 code for a protein of 417 amino acids.